AUGAAUGAGAGCUUAGCCAGUCUUCUCCUCCUCACGUUGAUUCAUCUGCUUUCGCUUGUCUCAGCCUAUGAUUUCCUGUCAGCGGGUUCGUCUCUCUCCGUAGAGCACAGCUCUGAUGUGCUCCACUCGCCAGAUGGCACUUUCACCUGCGGCUUCUACAGCAUCUCUCCCAAUGCCUCCACCUUCUCCAUCUGGUUCUCCAGAUCAUCCAAAAGAACCAUCAUCUGGAGCGCGAAUCCUCUCCACCCUGUGUACACCUGGGGAUCCAGAGUCGAGUUAGAUGUCGACGGGAGCAUGGUUCUAAAAGAUUACAAUGGCCAGAUUGUGUGGACCAACAAUGUGAGCGCUUCGGAUGCUGGGCAUGUUCAAGCUCAGCUAUUGGGCACCGGGAACCUCGUUGUGAAGGGCAAAGAUAGUGCCAUCCUAUGGCAAAGCUUUGAUUCUCCUACUGAUACCUUGUUACCCACUCAGAGAAUUACUGCUCCUACAAAGCUGGUCUCUACUAACAGGUUACUUGUUCCUGGCCACUACAGCUUCCAUUUUGACGAUCAGUACCUUCUUUCUCUGUUUGAUGAUGAGAAAAAUAUUUCUUUUAUCUAUUGGCCAAAUCCAAGUAGGACUAUCUGGGAGAAGCUUAGAGUGCCAUUCAAUAGCAGUACAUCUGGGGCUCUUGAUACCUGGGGACAUUUCCUUGGAAGUGACAAUGCAACCUUCACAGCUGCUGAUUGGGGUCCUGGGAUCACGAGGCGGCUAACACUGGAUUAUGAUGGCAACCUCAGAUUAUACAGUCUGAAUAUGGAAGACAGAACAUGGUCGGUCACAUGGAUGGCCUUUCCUCAGCUUUGCAAAGUACGCGGUCUGUGUGGCGAAAACGGAAUAUGUGUGUAUACUCCUGUGCCAGCUUGUGCGUGUGCCCCUGGUUUUGAAGUCAUCGACCCAAGUGAGCAGAGCAAAGGCUGCAGACCAAAGACCAACAUCAGUUGUGAUGCACAGAUGGUGAAAUUUGCUAAGCUACCCCACACCGAUUUCUUUGGGUAUGAUAUGACUGCCCAUCAUUUUGUUUCUCUUGAUUUUUGCAAGAACAAGUGCCUGCAUGAUUGCAAUUGUAAGGGUUUUGCAUACUGGGAAGGAACUGGUGAUUGCUAUCCAAAGUCUGUUCUUCUUGGUGGUGUAACCCUGCAUAACCUUGGUAGUACUGGUACCAUGUACAUCAAGAUUCCUAAGGGAUUAGAAGUGUUGGAGGCCUCAAUUCCGCAAUCACAACCUUUUGGUCCCAAGUAUGGUCCUGACUGUAGUACAACAAAUAAAUACUUCAUAGCAGAUUUUCUGGAUAUGCUUAAGAGAGAUCAGAGUGAAUCAAAGUAUCUGUACUUCUAUGGAUUCUUAUCAGCAAUAUUUCUGGCAGAGCUAAUGUUUGUUGUAUUAGGAUGGUUUAUUUUGAGGAGGGAGUGCAGAGAACUGAGAGGAGUGUGGCCAGCUGAGCCUGGAUAUGAAAUGAUAACUAAUCAUUUUCGCAGGUACACCUACAGAGAGUUGGUGUCGGUGACGAGAAAGUUUAAGGAUGAACUUGGAAGGGGUGCGUCAGGCAUUGUAUACAAAGGUGUCUUGAAAGACAACAGGGCAGUAGCUGUGAAGAAGUUAGCAGAAAUAAACCAAACAAAGGUUGAUGUCUACAGCUUUGGAGUGGUGCUACUGGAACUACUAUUGGGAGCACGCGUCUCAAACAUGGAAAAUAAUGAGGAUGUGGAAGCGGAGAUGGUCCUUGGAAGGGUAUCAAGGCUGGUCAAAGAAAAGUUGCAGUUGGAUGAUAUUGAGCCAUCUUGGAUCGCCGACUUCGUUGACGCUAGGCUGAAUGGUGAAUUCAACAAUUUGCAAGCAAGAACAAUGAUGAGGUUGGCCAUUUCAUGCAUGGAGGAAGAUAGAGAUAGAAGACCAACCAUGGAAAAUGUGGUUCAGAUACUUGUUUUAGUAGAAGAUGUCAGUGGCACAAAUGUAAUGGCUAAAGCAGCAGAAAAACAUUGUUAG
Messenger RNA from Miscanthus lutarioriparius, 2025 nucleotides. The record is from the annotation of a GenBank genome assembly. NCBI's taxonomy places the organism in Eukaryota, Viridiplantae, Streptophyta, Magnoliopsida, Poales, Poaceae.